UUUAAAACUGUCACGUCAUCGAAUUCCGUUAAGAACCCAAACCCAUUUCCCCAGCUACUGCAACUAACUCCCAUACCCAAAGCUUCAAUCUUUCAUCAAUUAACAAACCCUAACCUUAAUCCCCAAUUCCUAAAAUCAAUUUCAAAAUCAACAACAAUGGCUUCCCAAAACCCUACAUACAGAAGAAAUUCAAUGUAUCCGGAGGUCAACACCUCCAAUCCCGAUCAUCCAAUUACUCCAAACCCUAACCCUUCUUCUUCUUCUUCUUCAAAUCUCUACCCCACCAUUGACAUGACAGACCUAGUCGAGAAUCUAUUCCCCGAACCCUCCGCACCCACGGCUCCACCCGAAGCCAUUGAAGAAACCAUCGUCAGAAUUCCCGGCGCCAUUCUUCAUCUCAUCGAUAAGCAUUACAGUGUUGAGCUCGCUUCAGGCGAUUUCACAGUGGUUCAGCUUCGUCAGGGUGGUAACAUCGUUGCUGUUCUCGCACGAAUCGGGGAUGAGAUCCAAUGGCCAUUGGCUAAGGAUGAAGCAGCCGUGAAGCUUGAUGAUUCGCAUUACUUCUUUUCGAUGAGGACACCGAGGGAACACGGUUCGGAAUCGGAUUCUGAUUCGGGGGAUGAGAAGGGGGAAAAUGCUGCAAAUGAUGCUGAGAGUUUGUUGAAUUACGGGUUGACUAUUGCUUCCAAGGGGCAAGAGCGGUUGGUUAAGGAAUUGGAUGGAAUUUUGCAGCAUUACAGUUGUUUUUCGGUGCAAGAGGUUUCGGAAAAGGCGAAAAAGGGGUCUGAGGUUUUGGAUGGGUCUGUGGCAAGGGAGACUUCUCCGGCAGAUUUGAAAAAGGAGAAGAAGACAAAGGAGUUGAUGGAGGAUAGGAGUGCGGCGUACUGGACUACUCUUGCUCCCAAUGUGGAAGAGUAUAGUGGCACCGCGGCGAAGCUCAUUGCUGCUGGUUCGGGGCAAGUGAUCAGGGGAAUUUUGUGGUGUGGUGAUGUGACUGUGGAUAGGCUUAAAUGGGGGAAUGAAGUUAUGAAAAGAAGAAUGAGUUUGAGUGAAGAGAGGGAGAUUAGUCCUGAAACUAUGAGGAGGAUUAAAAGGGUCAAGAGGAUGACCAAAAUGACAGAGAAAGUAGCAAAUGGAGUCCUCUCAGGAGUUGUGAAAGUAUCUGGAUUCUUUACAAGUUCAGUGGCAAACUCAAAAGUGGGGAAGAAAUUUUUUGGCCUUCUUCCUGGGGAAAUUGUACUUGCGUCACUCGAUGGCUUUAGCAAGGUCUGUGAUGCUGUGGAAGUAUCCGGAAAAAAUGUCAUGUCAACAUCUUCAACUGUAACGACCGAACUGGUCUCCCAAAGGUAUGGGAAAGAAGCAGCAAAGGCAACGAACGAAGGACUUGAUGCAGCUGGACACGCCAUAGGGACCGCAUGGACUGCGUUUAAAAUCCGAAAGGCAUUCAAUCCAAAAAGUGUUCUUAAACCUACUUCUUUAGCAAAAGCUGCAGCUUCUGAAGUGAAAAAAGCUAAGAAAAAGGAUUCAAAGUAAUCAAUUGAUGGAAUCACAGUGACAAAGGAAAGUUUGUUCAAUGGUAUUAAAUCUAAAAGCCCACCAGGUAAUGUUGGCAAGGCAUAAA
Molecule: messenger RNA, 1621 nt
Organism: Cannabis sativa
Lineage: Eukaryota; Viridiplantae; Streptophyta; Magnoliopsida; Rosales; Cannabaceae
Product: protein EARLY-RESPONSIVE TO DEHYDRATION 7, chloroplastic
Exons: 5
Coding region: 157-1533 (458 amino acids)
Cellular component (GO): plasma membrane
Source: RefSeq, a predicted model, not a curated record